CGGCCGAAGCCGCCCUCCCCGUCCAACCCCACCCGCGCUCUGCUCCGCUGCUCAGCUCAUCUAUUUGUCAUCGAUGGCUGCAACGCCACCACCACGACCUUUGUCCUCUCUGCUCCGCUCCUCACAGUCCUCACUCUCCCCUCUCAUCCUCCUCAAAAGGCUCCCCCAAAAAAGAGUCUUUUUUUGAGCGCCGAGAGUCAAGUAGGGAGUAGUUGCGCUUGGAGCCAGCCGAGUGACUCCGUGAGUGAGUGAACACUAAACAGAGCACAGGAAGGAAUCGACUGAGCUCUCUGUACCACUGCGCAGCGUGCCAUGGAGUCAUUCAGCUUCCUCAAGUACCUCCGCGGUGGCGUGGUCGCCGGCGCCCAGCGCGCGCCCGUGGCCGCCACGACCAUAGCCGCGUCGGCGUGCGAAGACGGCCGCGGCGGGGACGUCGAGGACGACGCGUCCUUCUUCGACCUGGAGUUCGCGGUGCCCGGCGACGAGAGCGCCGCGUCCGACGCGGAGGAGGAGCGGGUGGAGUUCAACUUCGCCGUGGCCGGCGAGGACGUCGCGCCCGGCGGGGGCGAGGUGGUGGCCGUCGACGCGGUGGCCGCGCCGGCCGGCGCGGAGACGAGCGAGGCAAAGGACGGCGCGGAGGCGGAGACGGAGACGGCCGAGGCUGCGCCGGCCCCUGCCCCGCCGCCGGCGUCGCUGCUCCGGCCGGCCACCAAGUUCCGCGUGCUGCUGCUGAAGCUGAGGAAGCCCAAGGUCGCCGUCCCGGCGGACGGCAACGCCACCUCUCCGGCGCCGAAGCAGGCGAGCCGGUUCCUGAUAAAGUUCCGGGUGGACGAGGCGCCCCUGGUGUCGCUGUUCACGCGCGACAACAGCUCGCGCACCUCGGACGCGGACCGGCCCGCGGCCGCGGCGGUGCAGGCGGCAGGGCAACAUCCCCAGGACGCGUCCGCCGCGAUCACCGCCGAGGAGCGGCGGUUCGCCAAGGAGGUGGUCCUCAAGUACCUGAGCAAGAUCAAGCCGCUGUACGUGAAGGUCUCCCGGCGCUACGGCGAGCGGCUCCGGUUCGCGGGCGCGAGCGAGGGCGAGGAGACGGACGCGGAGCCCGACCUCCCGGCCCCGGCCCCGGCCCCGUCCCCGUCCCCGUCCCCGUCCCCGGGAGCGUCGUCCCAGCCCCCGACGGCGGUCGCCGCGCCGCAGCCGGUGGUGGUGGCCUGCGGCGUGCGCGCGCCCCGCGCGAGCGUGCCCGCCGGGCUGAAGCAGGUGUGCAAGCGCCUGGGGAAGAGCCGGUCGGCGUCGUCCGCCGUGGCCGCGGCGCCCUCGCCGGCGCCGCCUUCCCCAGGGGCCCCGCAGCGGCGGGACGACUCGCUGCUGCAGCUGCAGGACGGCAUCCAGAGCGCCAUCGCCCACUGCAAGCGCUCCUUCAACGCGUCCAAAGGGUCGGAGUCGCCGCUGCUGCGGACCAUGCCGGCGGGCGACGGCGGGCGGGCGGCCGGCAGCAGCGACGGCGCGUGAUCCGGCGACUCGAGCAACGGUGAUCGCCGUUCCGUACUCUAAGUUGUAGUAUUACUAGUAGUAGAUGGUAGUGGUGGCGGCAUCGGAUUACCUUAAACAAAGGUGUGGGUUGCGUGGCUUGCCUGACGGGGCCGAAAGAUUUUGUCUUGGGCCGCGCCGCGCCGCGCCGGCGCCGAGCUCCUGCCUGCUACUCCUACUACUUUGCCUUCGUAUGAUACUGGUGUGGUGGCUGUCUGAAAUCUGAUGGUCAGCACUCAGCAGCAGUGGUAUGCAAUUCGUGUGUAAAUAAGAGUACUUAUGUAUUGGCCAUCGCCCAUGUGAAGCCGCUGCUUUCUUAUCUGCU
Messenger RNA from Panicum virgatum (switchgrass), 1852 nucleotides. RefSeq names its product probable membrane-associated kinase regulator 2. Gene Ontology annotation, cellular component: plasma membrane. The transcript is spliced from 2 exons. Bases 313 to 1509 code for a protein of 398 amino acids. NCBI's taxonomy places the organism in Eukaryota, Viridiplantae, Streptophyta, Magnoliopsida, Poales, Poaceae. The record is from RefSeq and is a predicted model, not a curated record.